Messenger RNA from Pteropus alecto (black flying fox), 1817 nucleotides. It is a transcript of the gene SPATC1, whose product is annotated as spermatogenesis and centriole associated 1. Bases 1 to 1791 code for a protein of 596 amino acids. The record is from RefSeq and is a predicted model, not a curated record. The transcript has 6 exons. Lineage: Eukaryota; Metazoa; Chordata; Mammalia; Chiroptera; Pteropodidae.
AUGUCUCUACUUACCAGUUAUGAGGGGCUUCGGCAUCAGAUCGAGAGGCUGGUACGGGAAAAUGAGGAACUGAAGAAGCUGGUGCGGCUCAUUCGGGAGAAUCACGAGCUCAAGUCAGCGAUCAAGACGCAGGCGGGUGGCCUGUGCAUCAGCGGGCUCACCAGCGGGCUCGGCGAGGCGGCAACCGGCCCUUCUCAACACCAGAAUAACUGUGUCUUCCUGUCCCCGUCCCCGGCAGCAGCAAACGAGCCUGUCCUGGAAGAAGUGGGGAUUGUGACUCUGGCACCCCUGACCGACAUGCUAAAGAGCCCGCAGCCCAGCCCCGCGGCAGGCUCCAUCGUGAGCCCUCUGACGGGCCCUCUCAGCACGCUGCUGCCCUCCCCAGGGACCAUGUCGCAGAACAGCCAACUCGCCAGCCUCCUGACCGGCCCCAUGGCAGUGCCCACGGCAGGCACACUGACCAGCUCCCUGGGCCUGCCCUCAACCGGCCCCCUGACUCCAAGCAGCCACCUGACCGGCCCCAUGGCAGUGCCCACGAGCAGCCCCCUGAUGGCCCCUGUGACAGGCACGAUGGCUGUCUCUCUGAGCAGCCCCCUGCUGACCUCCACGGCUGCCCCUCUAGGUGUCCCUCAGAACCUUCUGGCCAACCCCAUGAGCAAUCUGGUGCUAUCGGAGGCCUCAAGGGUGCGGCUGGCAGAGCCACUCCGCGGAUGCCCCUCUGGACCCCAUCCCUCAGCUGGCACAGGGCCUGCUGCCACCUCCAAAGUCCCACUCUCCACCGAGCACCCCCGGCCGACCCAGGACCCGGAGCCCCUCAGCAUGACAUUCGUGGGUGCGCCCAUCCAGACCUCCACCCCCGUGGGCACCGCGGGCACGCCCAGCCCCAUGACGGCCUUCUCCUACAGCACCGCAGACCCCCGGACCCAGCCUGGUGCCGCCCAGGCACAAGUGGUUCCAGCCUCGGUUCCAGCCUCUGUCCCCGCCUCCUCAGCUGCCCCCGCCACCGUUGCAGCCCUCCCCUCUGCCCCCACUCCUGCCCCCCAGGCUGCCACCAACCACACCGCCUCGAGUGCCUCCCACACCACCCAGUGCACCCCCCACUCCCCCAUCCGGGCACAUCACUCCCCCACCCGGCCCUCGCCCACCUCCCACUCCCCCCCGCGCAAUCCCUACUCCCCGCCUCGAACCUCCUCCUCCCCGGCUUCCGUCAACGACCCGCGGGGCCCCCGCGGUGUCGCAGAACCGACUCGGAAAACCAUGCCGGAUUUGGAGCGGAAGCUGGCCCACCGCAAGAGCAGCAAGUUAACUGACUGCCCUCGAGAGCCGAAGCAGCUGGCCUGGGAGCGGCUGGUGGGGGAGAUCGCCUUCCAGCUGGACCGCAGAAUCCUGUCCAGCAUCUUCCCUGAGCGCGUGCGCCUCUAUGGCUUCACCGUCUCCAACAUCCCUGAAAAGAUCAUCCAGGCCUCCCUGAACCCCAACGACCACAAGCUGGAUGAAGAGCUGUGCCAGACGCUCACACAGCGCUACGUGAGCAUCAUGAACCGGCUGCAGAGCCUGGGCUACAACGGGAGGGUGCACCCGGCACUGACCGAGCAGCUGGUGAACGCCUACGGCAUCCUGCGGGAGCGGCCCGAGCUGGCCGCGUCUGAGGGUGGCUCCUACACCGUAGAGUUCUUGCAGCACGUGCUGGUGGAGACCGUGCACCCCAACAUGCUCACCGACGCACUGCUGCUGCUCUCCUGCCUCAGCCAGUUGGCCCAUGACGACGGCAAGCCCAUGUUCAUCUGGUGAUGCUGUCCCCACCAGCCCCGGCUGGC